This is a messenger RNA of Pseudozyma flocculosa PF-1, 2091 nucleotides long. RefSeq lists its product as uncharacterized. The transcript is spliced from 2 exons. The record is from RefSeq and is a predicted model, not a curated record. NCBI's taxonomy places the organism in Eukaryota, Fungi, Basidiomycota, Ustilaginomycetes, Ustilaginales, Ustilaginaceae. The coding region runs from base 1 to 2091 and encodes 696 amino acids.
AUGCAGCCCAUAGCCAUUGGAGAGAGCCUGGGCGGGCUGCUGCGCCAGAUUGCCAGCAACAACACCAGCCCGCUCAAUGAGCCGGCCCCCCACCUCCCCUCCCUCUUCUCGCUCCGUUACAACUUCAAGCCCGAGAGCGUCGCAGACAGCACCCGGGGCAUCCUUCACCACCCGUCCCGCAACCCGGCUUCAGACUGGCAACUCGAGCUCGACGCUGCGUCUUCGACGUCGGCCAGCGCGCCCGCUACCGCGCCAUCCUCGCAAUCCCAGGACUCGGCGACCUCCAACAGCAGGGCGGCACACGUCUUCACCGGAUCUCAGCAUGCCGCCAAGGGGCUCGACUGCGUGCUGGUGUGGGAUGCUGAAAGGAAGACGUACGUCCUGGACCGCAUCGCCUCGACCUUCAAUCUCAAAUUAGAACGCUCGAGGACCAGCUUGAGCGAUCCGGCCUUCGACGCCCUGUCCGGCACCGGACCGUCUCGAAAGCAGAAGCGCCGCCGGACCGACAUGCAGCAAGCCGAGGGGAUCGCAUCAGCUUUCAGCAGAGCCCACGAUCGUAAGGCCGAAUCUGCGGUGCAGAGGGCGUCUUCGCGCCUUUCGUCGGUCACCCGCAGCGCCGUGACGCCCUCGUCGUCUUCCCGCGAUGCUUCACCCAUGUCUUCAGCCUCCAGAGGGCGGACGAGCCUGGGCCAAAGUACGCGCUUGACGGCGGCCUUGCCGCGACGCUCCGGUAACGGCAGCACCGCCUCUCGUAUGCCCGUCGGCAUCGAAGUCGAAGAGCCAGUCUCGAAAGUCAAGUCCAGAGGAUUGGAUCGGCAUAGUGCCGAAGCUCGACAAGCUGCCGAAGCGGACGAGUCCCGUCGAGGUCGGCGGAUCCAGCCCGACGCUGCGGAACCGGCCGAAACAUCACAGACAGAGCCCCAGGCUCGAUCCGGCCUGCUGCGCCAAGACAGUACCGACGCGCGACACCCGGCGACGCGGGAGGGACAACAGCACAACGGCCGUCUACCUUCCCCAACGCCAGCCAUCGAAGAUGUUGGAUUGGCAGUCGACGAGACUGUUCCAGGAAAGGAGGAAGAGGCGGCCGACCUGGAUGACGAAGACGACCUGGCCCACGCACUUGAACUCGAGCUCGGCAAUCUGUCGGAAGACGAGCCACAGAGGUCACCGACGUCGACCUCAUCGCCGCAGCCACAGCCGCCGUCGGCAACGUCCAGGAAAGAAAUCCUAGACACCAGCAUCGACAAGGCGGCCAAUAGGUUCACCCCAGAGGCCAUAGCAGCCUCGACCACAGCAAGCCCCAACGUGGCUCGAUUCCGGCUGAAGCGCAACCCAGUAUCGAGGGGCGUGUCCGAGGACAGCCUGCAAGCUGGGGGUUCGACGCCUCUUCCGGUCACGCCUGCGCUGCAUACGCCGUCAGGGGAUUUGACAGCCUCGCCCGCUUUCAGCAGUCGCAGUCGAGGUGGCCACAGCGUCGCGCCGCUCGACGGCGCCACUUUUGCCCGGAGCGACAUCGAUAGUCCCAUGGGCCUCGGCCUUCAGACGCUUGGGCAUGCCGCCACGCCUGCUGGCUCACCCCGCAUCGCAGAGGUACGAGACGCCGCUGCGGCGCGCGCCUCAACUCCACCUCCUACGACAGCGCAAACGCUGGAGGAGCCCAUCGCGGUCGAUUGGAAGCCCAAGCAUGCCGAUGAUGCCAGGGGAGCGUCGGCGUCGUACGGCGCUGGGCACGAAGACUCGGUCGAUGACGAGGACGAGGACGACGAAGACGAAGAAGAGGGGGCAGAGGAGGAGGACGAUGAUGACGACGACGGCUUGGACGACUUUGCGGCCGAGCUCGACCUGACGCUGGCGGACAACGAUGCGGGCGCACCGCCGAGCGACGAAGCUGUGCCGGUCGAGGAAGCCCCUGCCGCCACCGAUACCGCCACAAGCGCAAGAAGAGCCUCGAGGGUUGCACCGACUGGUACGACGAGGCAGCCACUUCGCCUGGCAGCUCCUGCCUCGUCGGACAGGUCGGGCGGUAGGAGGAAGGUCUACGGCCUGGGAGGCCCAAGGGAAGAGGAGGACGACCUCGAGGACAGCGACUAA